Molecule: messenger RNA, 2348 nt
Organism: Exophiala oligosperma
Lineage: Eukaryota; Fungi; Ascomycota; Eurotiomycetes; Chaetothyriales; Herpotrichiellaceae
Exons: 4
Coding region: 189-2309 (706 amino acids)
Molecular function (GO): FAD binding; monooxygenase activity; lyase activity
Source: RefSeq, a predicted model, not a curated record
CCCAGCUUCCGAAAUGUUACUCCCAAAGCCGAUCAUCGUAAGGAGGUAGCCGUAUCUCCAUCAUGCCAUGGAAACCCCCUUGCAUAGUCCCUUAGCGGAGUAACUCUAUAUAAGCAGGAUAAUGGAUGUUACUUGCUGCGUUGGCGUUCGCACGAGUCUAGAAUAUCAAAAUCGCACGGCCGUACGCUAUGGUUGCCACAUUGGUAGAUGGCGACAGCGGGGAGAAUGGUAGAGUCAACCCCACAGCUCGAGGGCUGCAUAUCAUCAUUGCUGGUGCAGGAAUCGGUGGACUGGCUGCAGCCAUUGCUUUACGACAACAGGGACAUCAUGUCAAGGUGUACGAGCAGUCUCGCUUCGCCAACGAGAUCGGAGCUGCUAUUCACGUAACCCCAAAUGCAAUGGGCGUUCUGAGGCAUAUUGGAAUUGACCCUAGAGACAGUGGUGCAGUCCCGUUGGUCCAGACUGUAUUCCUCUCGGCCAAUAACGAGGUAUUGCGCAUCAAAGACAACGCCGCGGAAGCAGGUCGUUGGCAGAAUCCAUGGCUUCAAGCACAUCGUGCACAUUAUCAUGCCCAACUCCGGAGGGCAGCAGUUUCGGAGGAAGGGAAAGGCGUGCCAGUAAAAAUUUACACGUCUUCUCACGUUGUUUCCGCCGAUAUCCAUACUGCUACUAUUACUCUAGCAGAUGGAUCCUCAUAUUCAGCUGAUGUCGUAAUAGGAGCUGACGGUGUCCAUUCCAAGGUUCGGGCGAGUAUUGUUAGUCCUCCUCCGGCAAGUUUCAAGACAAGCUCCAGUGCCUUUCGGUUCAUCAUUGAGCGGAAGGUUGUCCUCGAAGAUCCCGAGUUGAGACCGCUCAUUGAACCGAAUGGCCACAUGCUAAUGUGGUAUUCGUCUGACCGGAAAAUCGUGGUAUACCCGACUACUUACCACACGCUUUUGAAUUUCGUUUGCAUCCACCCCGCACACCUGUCAGAGACGACGGGAAGUUAUGAUAACGCAGCCUCAAAAUCGGCAAUGUUAGAUGUAUACAAGGAUUUCCAUCCGCAUGUAUUAGCUCUGCUCAACAAGGCCGAUCCGGGAGAGAUCAAGGUGUAUCCCUUCUUUGAUAUGGACAAACUUCCAACAUUUGCGGCUGAGCGACUCGCGUUGAUUGGAGACGCCGCUCAUCCUUUCACUCCCCAUCUGGCUCAGGGUGGCGCAAUGGCAAUCGAAGAUGCAGUUUCACUAGCUAUCAUGCUUGACGGGAGUGUCACACCGAAGGAAGUUCCGGAACGCCUCCAAUUAUAUAAUCAAGCACGCUACGAGCGUGCCUCGACGAUUCAAGAGUUCAGUCGGCAAGUUGGAGAGGACAGUAUAAAGCAAUCGGGCACUGGAGAGCAAAGUGUGGCAUCGUUCAAAGUGCAUGAGUACAUUGAUUACGGUCUUAGUCAUGACGAAGUGCACGCAUCGACACAGCUGCUCAGGGACCAUGUCUGGACGACUCGCGCAGCGAAGCAGGGAAGACGGCAGCCGACGGUGUUUGGGCCUGCAUUUGCGCCUGGACAAGAUUCUAUUUUGUCCGCGAAGUCUUUGCUUCAGCCCACAAGAACCAGUGUUACUAUUCUCUUCAAGACGAGUGCGACACUGCUUCGCAACCUCUUUCCCAAUGGACGCUACUAUUUUGACAAAAUGGACACGAUUGCAUAUGCUUCAUUCUCUCUGGAUUCGAGACGCAAUCUGACCUGGCUCGGAGGACACGGAUACGACUCGCUAGGACUCUAUGUCUACGGCGUCUGCUACAAGACUGCAGAUGACCAGGUGAUAAAAGGAACGUUCUGCCCGAUUUUAUUCGAGAAUCUUGCCGAUACCAUCACCACUGGGCGUGAGGAGCUCGGAUUGCCAACGAUGUUCUCAGACAUCCAGGUAACGAGAGACUCGACAUCUUAUCUAGCAAAGGUCUCAUGGAAGGGCGCUCAGUGGGCUGCGCUUGAGCUUACAGGGCUACAGGCCUCUGCUAAAGACCCAGCUGAGGUCGAUGGAGGCCAAGGCCUACUCGUGCACAAGUAUCUUCCGUCUACGGAGGUUGGAAAACCGGAUGCCCAAUAUGAUAUCCUCUAUGCUCCUGAGACGGACAUGGCUACAGUGUCUCUACAGUCAGCAGAUGUGAGCAGCACUCGAUUCGGGAUCCAUGAUAUAGGCCAGAAAGCGUUGCCGACUCUUCACCAGGUUGUCAGUCGCCUUGCAGAGAUUCCAGUCUUUGAGGUAGUCGGAGCAUCUGUGAAGGAAUACCGAGGGCUAUCGGAAGAUUCAAAGAUACAGCGACUUUCAUAGUGCAACCUACGGCAGACUGGCAACAAACAAGUUGCUGAC